AGAUUUCCCGUCAGUAUUUCGCUUAUAAAUAUGUGUUUUAUGGAUAUUUGGCCAAGUACCUAUCAGCGGGGAGUGCUUUGAGAAAUUAUUCGAAAUUAUCCCUUCAAUUCUUUAUUGCUAUCGCACCUCUCGUCACCAGAGCAGAGCUAAUCCCUACUAUAUGGAAUCGUCACGUUCAUCUACUUGCGUUUCUAGAGACAUUUCUUGCCAGGCUUUGGACUGAACUUCCCUUCUGGUGUUUUACGAGCGCUAUGACAAAUCCUUCUUCAAAGACGUUCAUGGAGAGUAAGUACUUAAUGGGAGGCAGCGGCCUAGCUAUGCCCCUGGGAUUUCUAUCAUCCAUGAGCGACGCUGAUCUCAACAUGAGGUGGGCCGUUUGCUCUUCUGCCUACAAAGGCUAUAGAAAAAAAAAAAAAAAAAAGAAUGUCUCUUUCGAUCUUCCCAAUAGCGUUCGUAAUUGUCCGUUUCUUGUUGUCAAUACUGGUGCUGACACAGAGCAUGAUGAAGUUCAGUUUUUUAUCGCGGCGGGCUUGGAAUAGCACAAAUCAAGUGUUCUAGCAAAUGAAUAUACCUAAUACUAACUUUCCAGCAGAUAUCCUAUUGUCUAGUGGACGAUAUCAUUGUUUAUCUAUCUCGUUAUUGACUAACUGUCGAGGUACACAGUCGAAUCGUGUCCUUUUACAAAGAGAACCCGCUUAAUAACAAUGUAUUAUGUAUAUUAUUACCGACGGUCUUGAGAGUCAUCACGGAUAUUCCGUACGGGUAGGUAGAAAAGUCGGUCAGCCGUUUUAUUUUACAAUUGAGACAGACCUCAUGUUCGUUCGUUUUGAGGUUUGUGGACUCCGGUAACCAAAUACACCAGAAGGGCUGUGGGUUUGUAAGACAAAAAUGUUUUUGCAACAUUAAAUUCUAAACGUAAAUAUGUAUAAAUAUGAAAAUAUUGCAUACAGUGACCGUCACCUCGCGACUUUAUACCUAUAACUUUGUAUCAUGUAACAUUGGCAGUACUUAACGACCUACCAAUCAGAUACAUUUUGUAUAUUUAUAUCGUAUAAAAUUUAAUGGGUGAUAAAAAUAUCGGCUGUGCGGCAACCCUAGAAGUUCAGUGUAGGGGGCCACGUAGCUGCCCUGAAAAACGGAUGGAGCGCUUGAAAAAUAUACAGUACCAAUUGGAACCUUGCAACUACCCUACCUCCUGAUCUCAAAAGAUAACACAAAAUGUCUCUCGACGAGCAAUUCAAACAGGUCGCCGAUAAGGUUAGGAACUGGAAGACCAAGCCCAGUGACGAUGAGAACCUUGCGCUGUACUCCCUGUACAAGCAGGCUACCAUAGGUGAUGUUAACAUUGCCCAGCCCAGCGGUCUUGUGGAGAGCGCCAAGUGGAAGGCAUGGAACGGUCGCAAAGGCAUCUCCCAAGACGAUGCCAAGAAGCAAUACAUCGAAAAUGCGGAGAAACUCCACUCCAAAUACGCAUAAAUUAUUACUUAGAAUUAAAUAAAUUUCCUACUUAAAUUAUGCUCUUUCUCACGAUUUUCUUAAAUAAAUUAACAAAAUAAUA
Bombyx mori (domestic silkworm) is the source of this 1558-nucleotide messenger RNA. It is a transcript of the gene ACBP-like, whose product is annotated as acyl-CoA binding protein-like. The transcript has 5 exons. Gene Ontology annotation, biological process: fatty acid metabolic process. NCBI's taxonomy places the organism in Eukaryota, Metazoa, Arthropoda, Insecta, Lepidoptera, Bombycidae. The record is from RefSeq and is a predicted model, not a curated record. Bases 1219 to 1476 code for a protein of 85 amino acids. Gene Ontology annotation, molecular function: fatty-acyl-CoA binding.